AUGGAUUUGCCCUACCAUGGCGCCAAGAGAGACAACAGUGUUCGUGCGGUAGUUGACGAAGUAUCAGCUAGUGUUAGGCACCCGGCUGGGGACUGGCUGGCCCGAAAUUCUGCUGAGAUCUACAGCGAAAUAUUGCAACUUUAUCAAGAGGAUACCGAAUCUGGUUUCGAGCGGCGGUCAAUCAUUGGGAUCGGUCACUCUGUUGGAGCUGCCACCCUUUGGAAUAUCGAAGCCCAGAAUCCAGGAACGUUUGCCGGACUGGUUCUAUUUGAGCCGAUUGUCGAGAAACCCGGGACUCGUGACCCGAAGACCCAACGAUUCAUGGUCAACACUACGCUUAACCGGGAGUAUCGCUGGCCAAAUUAUGAAGCUGCUGUUCGCUACUGUGAAGACUUCAAGGGGUUUGCGUCCUGGGAUCGUGAAAGUCUGAAGGGCUGGAGAGAAGGAGCCAUAGUUCCGGAGCAAGAUGGGUCUGAAUCUGUAGUACUGGCAUGCCAUCCGACCAUCGAAGCCUCCAUCUAUUGUCAGAACUGGCUGUGGCUAUCCGAUCAUGAACUGGCAAAGAUUUCGUGUCCAGUUUCAUUUUACGGAGGAGCUCGCUCGAAAGUGUUUGCACAUGACUAUUUCGAGAAACUGGAACAACGCUGGCCUUGGAUCUACACGAACCAUUUUCCGAUGGAGAACACCUCACACAACCUGGUGAUGGAGAACCCAAAAGCAUGCGCAAGGGCCAUUCUCGACAGCAUCAAAACACUUGACUGUUUCAACUCGCAAGAAAAGUUUGAGUUCGUUGGCUGAAAGUUGACAAUCCACAAAAUUUCCCUCGGAUUUAAUCCUAGUGAAACUACUGCAUAAAUUCAAAUAAAGUGUUUUCGUUCAUAC
This is a messenger RNA of Phytophthora nicotianae INRA-310, 882 nucleotides long. RefSeq lists its product as hypothetical. Bases 1 to 798 code for a protein of 265 amino acids. The transcript has 2 exons. The record is from RefSeq and is a predicted model, not a curated record. NCBI's taxonomy places the organism in Eukaryota, Oomycota, Peronosporomycetes, Peronosporales, Peronosporaceae.